GAAAAGCUUUAGCGAAUAUCGACUAACGAAUAUCGAAGUUCGUAAUAUUUGGGCGAAUUAUAAAUAUCUUAUCUAUCAGUCUAUCACUAUCUCAGGUAUCGAAAAAUCUUUGAUACAAUAUAUAAUAUACUUUAUCGACAGAGACAACUACUGUUCUGUGUAAUAUACGUAGCAUGCCGUCUAUUCGUUGUUCGAGGAAACCUUCCACUGAUUCCUAUACAUCUGUUGAUUCAUCUAAUUCUUCACCCAAAAAGAGACCCAUGUGGCAGACAAUACUGAUAAUUGUAGGGAUUGUGAUUUUUGUUCUAGCCUUUCUAAUUUUCCUAGCCAUAUGGGUAGCAGUGCCGAUAGCUUUCAUGCAGUCGCUUUCCUUUCAAAAAUUCAUGAUAUUCAUAAACAUCGAUGCCCCGAAGGAUCCCGACUACAACAACCCCCAAAAAUACGGCAUGGAGAGCGUGGUCAACUUCCACAUCACGACCCAGGACCUAGACAACACCACGUUGGUCAGCAUCGGCAGCUGGAUGAUCGUCCACGAGGAUGAAAUGGACACCUUCAGCAGCAGCACGCAGUCGAGCGACACUGCCUCCGAAAUUGUUACAAACACGAAGAAGCCGGUGAUUAUUUACAUGCACGGCGUCGCCUGUAACAGGGUGAAGCCCCUGGCCACAUAUAAGGUGCUCAGGAAGUUCUUUCUGGUCAUAGCGCCAGAUCACAGAGGAUAUGGAGAUUCUGGGCUCGACGCGGAUCUUUCGGAAGACGGGAUCGUCAGCGACACCGUCCAACUGUACAAAUGGGUUAGGUACAAGACGAGCAACAUGAUCUACUUCUGGGGUCAUUCGCUGGGUUCGGCUUUGGCGACGCAUGCUGUUAAAAUCCUCAAAGAGCAGGACGGCAUUAUCCCCACGGGCCUUGUACUCGAAUCCCCUUUUACUACUAUGAGGGAUGAGAUGAUAAAUCAUCCUUUGGGCAAGAUAUACAAAUGGCUAGCUUAUUUUAACCAAACUAUUCUGGAUCCACCGGAAAGAAAUGGCAUGCUGUUUCUAAGUACAACCAACAUUUUGUACGUGGAUUGCCCCAUAAUGAUAAUGCACGCCGAAGAUGAUAACGUUAUUCCGUACUUCCUAGGUAAAACGCUAGCUGAGAUUGCCAAAAGUCAAAGAGACUUACAAACCCAAGGGAACGUGACCUACCACCAGUUCCCAUCUGUGGGUUAUCAACAUAUAGGCAUAACAGAUGAUCCAAAUGUUCCCCAGUACAUCACGGAGUUUAUGCAAGAAUGUGUUGAAGCCGACAAAGGAAGGGGUUAAAUAGACUGUAGGCACUAGGGUACCUAAUGCUUAAUAGUCCGGGAGCCAGCCAGUUAUUUUCUAGAUAAAAAAAUUUGAGUUUACAUGACAGUUUUUACCCCAACUAAGGUCAGGCAGUGAUAUGAAACUCCUAGAGCGGUAAUGGUGGGUACCACCCUACCCUCCAACGCGUAUGCAUAUUAAAAAAAAUUUGUAAUCUUUAAAUAAACCAAACUCAAGUAUAAGGCAUUUGAUGCUGUGUUUAGUCGAUUAAAGCUAGUCAGCUGGCUCGUUGAUGGUAAUUAGUACGUCAGCUGACCGUCGGAACAGGUGAGAUGAAAAAAUAAUUGAAAAUUAUUUUUUAUGUACUGAAAUUGAAAUAUAUUGCAACUUAUAGUGCAUAUAGGGCCAUAAAAAUAGUCAGCUGGCCAAUCGUUGGUAAUAAGAUCGUCAGCUGAGGCAAUCAAA
Anoplophora glabripennis (Asian longhorned beetle) is the source of this 1754-nucleotide messenger RNA. RefSeq names its product monoacylglycerol lipase ABHD12. Gene Ontology annotation, cellular component: endoplasmic reticulum membrane. Gene Ontology annotation, molecular function: phosphatidylcholine lysophospholipase A1 activity; monoacylglycerol lipase activity. Gene Ontology annotation, biological process: monoacylglycerol catabolic process; phosphatidylserine catabolic process. Bases 174 to 1307 code for a protein of 377 amino acids. Lineage: Eukaryota; Metazoa; Arthropoda; Insecta; Coleoptera; Cerambycidae. The record is from RefSeq and is a predicted model, not a curated record. The transcript has 8 exons.